AUGGAGUUUCGAAGCGCGAUAUUGGUGCACUUCUUGCUGAUUUCGUUGGCACUCAACGUUGGGACACUCUUCAGAAACUACUGCAACCCUAAUCUGUUCUUCCCCAAAUCUUCGAACAAAAAUCACAGCUUUUCAAUCCAGACUUGCAACGCGUCGACUUCACUCUCUUCUUCCUCAAAUGUGUUCGAUCGAAUCCUCCAUCUCGAUUACGGCGAUCCGACAAUGUUCGAGAAAUACUGGCAAAACGUGGCAGAUAAAACCACUCUGACAAUCCCUGGAUCCCAAUCGAUGAGCUAUUUCUCAGAUUCAAGAGACUUCUACUGGUUUCUCGAGCCUGAAUUCGAGAAAUCAGUAAUCAGAUUGCACAAACUCGUCGGGAACGCCAUCACUGAUAAUCGCUAUCUCGUUGUCGGAACAGGCUCCACACAGCUCUUCCAGGCUGCAUUGUAUGCGAUCGCCUCGCCGGAAUCUUUGACUCCGGUCGAUGUCGUGGCCGCAGCUCCAUUCUACUCAGGGUAUCCAGCCACAGCAGAUUUUGUCAAGUCGGGCCUUCACAAGUGGGCUGGAGAUGCGACUAGCUACACGAAUGAUCAGACCAAAUACAUCGAGGUUAUUACAUCUCCGAAUAAUCCCGAUGGAUUUUUAAGGGAGGCUGUGGUGAAACCUAAAAACUGUCGAAGAACCCUAGUUCAUGACCUUGCCUAUUACUGGCCACAGUACACUCCGAUCACUUCGCCGGCCGAUCACGACAUUAUGCUGUUUACCGUCUCCAAAUGCACCGGCCACGCCGGCACUCGCAUCGGGUGGGCUAUUGUUAAGGAUCGCACAAUUGCGUCGAAAAUGGUUGAAUUUGUGACGAUUAGCACUAUAGGCGUGUCGAAAGAGUCGCAGCUCCGCGCAAAAUUGAUUUUAGACGCGGUGGCUAGUAGUCACGAGCAAGUCAGCGCAGCCCCGCCGUUCUUCGAACAUAGCUAUGAACUUAUGGCUGCAAGGUGGAAACAACUCAGGGAUGUGAUUCAGAACAGCAAGCUCUUCAAAUUACCUGAUUAUCUGCCCCAAAAAUGCAAAUUCAGUGGUCACACUUUUGCUCCACAGCCUGCAUUCGCCUGGCUAAAGUGUGAAGGAGAGAUCGAUGAUUGCAAAGCCUUUCUCGAGAGCCAUAAAAUAUUGACUAGAGGCGGAAAUAAUUUUGGAGUGAGCAACAAAUAUACAAGAAUGGGAAUGAUAAGUAGAGACCAAGAAUUUUGUCUUUUGAGGGAGAGAUUAUAUCAAAUAGGCUAA
Messenger RNA from Andrographis paniculata, 1281 nucleotides. RefSeq names its product tryptophan aminotransferase-related protein 2-like. The record is from RefSeq and is a predicted model, not a curated record. NCBI's taxonomy places the organism in Eukaryota, Viridiplantae, Streptophyta, Magnoliopsida, Lamiales, Acanthaceae. Gene Ontology annotation, molecular function: transaminase activity; carbon-sulfur lyase activity. Gene Ontology annotation, biological process: amino acid metabolic process. Bases 1 to 1281 code for a protein of 426 amino acids. The transcript is spliced from 5 exons.